AUGCGACCACACCUCUCGCUCAGCGCCACCCUCAUCCUCUUCGUCCUCUCCUCCUCGCCCUCAUUCACCAAUGCCCAAUCCGCGAUAACUACCCUCUACGGAGGCCAAUCCGUCUUCAUCGAGGGCAAGGGCCUCUACAUACACGGCGGAACCGUCAGCGACACAUCCAACACGGUCAAGAACUCCAGCUCUGGACAGACCUUUGUCAUCGACCUCAACAACACCUGGUCCAUCAAGAACCCCAAUAUCCGCCCCCUACCUACCUUGUACCCCUCUGGCGGAACUGGAACUGCAUUGUUCAACAACAAGAAUUCCUGGUUCUUGAAGGGUACCAAUGCAGUCCAUAUCUUUGACAUGGAAUCCGAGACCUGGGCUCUGGAGAAGGUUGAUAAUAACAUUAACCCUUAUCCGUCGCUGGCUGCUGUCGCGGUGCCGAUGGACAAUGAUUAUGUCUAUCUUAUCAAUGGGUACAAGGACGCGAACGCGACGAACAGCACUGCGGUCAUGAUGCGGUAUAACGUCCAGGCCGAUUUGGUCGAGCCCAUGCAUCUCGCUAUGCCCGUCGCGACCGACCAUGUCAGUAUCUGGAGCACGCUGAAGGGGUCUGCAUUCAUUUAUGGAGGUGCUGACUAUGUCGACCAGUCGCUCGUCGAGUUCUUCCCGGGCAACCCUAAAGACAUCACGUCUGUCAAGCGCGCCAUCAUUGGUGACAUUCCUGCAGGGCGGUUCGGACACUGCAUGGUCGAGGCUUAUGGGGGUGCCCAGAUUUAUGUCUUUGGAGGCAAUACCAUUCAAGGGACCACCUCAGAUAUCUACAGGAUCGAUGCGCACACGAUGAGAUGGACCCGACUCGGGGCAGGACCGACAUACACCGCCAGGGCGUUUGCAGCCUGUGCCGUCACCAAUGACAUGUUUGUUGCCUGGGGAGGAGCCACAUGGGACCCGACCAACAAGCGGUACACGGUUGUCGCGACACCCAUGGUCGUUUACAACAUGAGGACAGGAGAAUGGCCCUCGACCUUUGACCCAACCCCUGCAGCCAACUCGACUCCACCAACAGACAUUCCCCCCUCUCACGAAGGCGACCCGGCACCACGCCUGAUCCCCUUGGGCGGCAUUCUCGCAGGAGUCGCAGGGAUUCUGUUGUUGGCCGGCGUUGGUGUUGGAGUCUGCUACUGUCGUCAGAAGCGACAGACCCGUCGUGGAUUGCCGUUCAUGAAGGUCGGUGGUCAUGAAGGCGGUGAUGAUGACGAUGGUAAAGACUUUAAAGGAGGCAAGAAUGAAUUCUCGUCUUCGUCUCCUCCAUCUUCCUACAAGAUGAACCACCUCCAAGGCAACGACAACGGCAACACCGGUGAUUUGGACCAGCAACAGCAAUACCACCAGCAACAUCCAUACCAGGAACAACAACACCACUACCAGCAGGAGCCCCUUCUGGACCCCUUUGCCGAUUCCACGCAUGGUCACGGCCAUUUCGAUCUGAGCAAAGGAGGCGGGUAUGAAGCGUCGCCCUCUGUAGGAUACCAACAACCAGGCGGGAACCCGUUCGCAUCGGUGCACGAUGCGUCGGUGAAGGUGGAUGUGGAGGAUUAUUCUAGACCUGGACUUGGAGCUGGUGGACGAGUUCCUGGUUAUGGAGGCAGGUAUACUGAUGGUGCUUCUGGAGGACGGAGCCCUUACUCGCAAUAG
Linnemannia hyalina is the source of this 1689-nucleotide messenger RNA. The record is from the annotation of a GenBank genome assembly. Lineage: Eukaryota; Fungi; Mortierellomycota; Mortierellomycetes; Mortierellales; Mortierellaceae.